ACUACGGGAUUUAAUGUUUAGGCCGUAUGAUGUGCUUAAUUAAGGAAAAUAUUUAUUACAAAACAUGUGGGGUUCAGUACUUUAGUAAACAUUUCUAAAACUACUCGUUACAUCCGACUAAGUAAAAAAUGUCUCUCAAAAAUCUGACAAAUUCAACUUUAAACGAAACGCAAACAGUAGACUGUGGAUCAGAAGGAUUGGAAUACUUAACUAGUUUAUUAGUAUUUCUUUCUGUCAUUCCAUCUGUCAUUAUAUUAAGUGUGCUGUCUCUACUAGAGAAGAGAACCUCUUGUUUGACCAACGUGUGUUACAGUCGUCCUGGAGUCGCAAGACCACUUCGAUUUUUGGACGAGCGGAGAAAUAAAUGGGGUAUUGUUUUCGGAUUUGGAUCACUGACAUCAAUAGUUCUACAAUAUAUCAUGGUACCUCUCGGUAACCCACAAUCUGCAUGGGAGAAAGUUCUAUGGUCUUACUUAAGCACCAUAGUCCUCUCUCUGGCGAUGUACCCUGUGUUUGCUUGUCUGACGACACCACACCGUUUAGCCGGUGGUAUCUUGGGGUUACUGUAUUCCCUUUUAUGGCUCGCGAUGCAAAUUUUUUGCACAUUCGUUCGGUGGUCUGUAGACGUAUGCCUUACGCAGAACAGCGCCGUCAAGCAUUUUGAAUACCUGAUACCCUUCGAAGAAAUACCAACUUUGGUGUUUAGCGUACUGGUCGUUCUGAAAUUCUGUUGGAAACUUGUUCAAACAUUGAAAACGAGGAGUUCAAAGGUCGAAACGAUGUGUACAAAAAAACAGAGGGACUAUGUGAAACAUUUGAUAGCCAAGAUAUCAGAAAAUAAUGCAAGUAUACAACAGACCAUCUCUGAUGCAUUUGAUCUUUCUAUGCCAAUACUUAUUGGAGUUGUAUCUGCAGCUGUCGUUACAUAUCAGGUGGUGGUUGAAGCUUUCGGUUUGACGUACAGAUUUCUUCAGGAAUGGAGUGAUCAAUCGGAUUUUGAACAGCUUAUUAAAUAUAUUUUCGGCAAGUACUUGUGCGCGAGCUCGUGCGCUGUCUUGGUUGUGAUCGUUAUAGCUAUAAGCAACAGCUAUUAUCUCAUCAAAAGCUACAGGCGUCACAUCAAGAUGUUACACUCUGGUGACAGAAGUUUCUUGCCGAAGUCUUUCCGUAACUGUUCACCGGCUAAAUACCAGCACAGUUCCACGCGCUUUGUUGGGUAUUUUAUGAUUGGUGCUUUUUAUAAUACAUUGAUCAAUUACAUUAUACUUAGCGUUGCUUUAUUCUGCACGAUAGCUAUUUUGGACUUAGCACGACAAGAACAUUUAUUCAUGGAGCUGCUUUCUCGAUGUGAUGUAUUAGUCUACCCUGUAAUUGCGAUCGUCAUCAUCCAGAUUCAAAUAGUUUUGGUUAAGAAGCUUUUUGUGAGUACUGAGGAUGGAGCUGAAGGAUAUUUGAUUAACAACAGGAAAGCAUUCGAUGUGGUGUCGUUCUUUAUGCUAUUCCUUAACGCAGGAAUUGGAGUAUUUGCUUACUUUAAACGGAUUGCUACCGGCGCAGGUCUUGGUCUUUUCCUGCUCGGGAGAAUGGACACAUGUUUAUUAAUGUCUGGGUUUGAAUCGUUUGAUAUAUGUUAUGGUGCUUAUAUCGGAAUGAUUGUGGUAGAUGCUACAAACAAUAACCCCGCCAUGAGAGUGUUCUGUGACCUAAUUUACGAAACAAUUCAGAACAAAAAGUUGGAGAAUCCAGCUUUCCAACUGAGUAGCGGUAGAUCCAAAUAUCCCAAUAGGAUAAGAACAAAAUGGCUUCUGGCAUUUACGCUUGCAAGGAAUAAAAGCCUUUUGAAAUUUCGGAAAGAGAAAGUCAUUGACAGUAACCAUCAGCUUGGGGUUAAUCUUAGUAUCCAAAACAACGAAAUGACAGAAACGCAAAGUAUAGGGAAGAUUGCUCGAUUCACUGGAUUCUGCAAACAGAUCAGCUUGCCAGAACAUACAGUGACCUACAUGGCUCUUGUCGUUGUCGGUUUCAGUGGUCUUAUAAUUUAUACCGGAGGUCCAAUUUUGAUAAAGCGACUCUUUUAAGUUCGUCCGAAGACUGGCUUAUAUCUAACUUUAAAUACUUGAAACAAACAAUUUGCAAGCAUAAAAACAUAAUUAUACAAAUAAUUGACAAAUGUACGACUUAAAACAAAUAAAAACACAAUACAGCAUGUAAACAUGUUACACGUAUUUGUCCAUUGUACGCAAUAAAAAAAAUCUUAAACAUAAUUUCCGUUUGACAAGAUGCUUUAUGACAGAUGUCAAAAUGCAAUAUUUCUAUACAUAAUUAUUCUACUUCGCUUUUUGAAGUAUUGUUUGUU
Mya arenaria is the source of this 2356-nucleotide messenger RNA. RefSeq names its product stimulated by retinoic acid gene 6 protein-like. The transcript is spliced from 17 exons. The record is from RefSeq and is a predicted model, not a curated record. Gene Ontology annotation, biological process: vitamin A import into cell. Gene Ontology annotation, cellular component: plasma membrane. Gene Ontology annotation, molecular function: retinol transmembrane transporter activity; signaling receptor activity. Lineage: Eukaryota; Metazoa; Mollusca; Bivalvia; Myida; Myidae. The coding region runs from base 129 to 2078 and encodes 649 amino acids.